GUUCGUGAACGUACUGGGUAUCCAUGGAUAUCCGGAAUACGACAUUUGGGAUCAGUCUCCUCACCUUCAGAGCUCCAAACUGCAGUUCGCACGCUGGUUCGCAAGGUUGCAUGGUGUCAAGCUCACUUUUGUGCGAAGGCACGUUGCUGUCUGUGACAAAGGGGCACCAUCCUGCAUGCGACGACACGGAAACCCUGCACUAUCCGCUUCGUUGGUUGAAGACGCCGUUUGCGCCGCAAAAUAAACAGAGAAUAAUGGAGUGCUCAAUUCUUAACUUACUAGCGGUAAAUCGCCCUGGACUCGGUGUCGGCGACUGCACCCCAUGCGUGUAAAAUUAAUUAAUUCUAGUAUAACAGCAACCCCAUGCUGUGUGUCAAGUAUUAUUUAUUAAUUAAUACUUACGAGAUACUUCGAGCACA
Phytophthora nicotianae INRA-310 is the source of this 419-nucleotide messenger RNA. RefSeq lists its product as hypothetical. The transcript has a single exon. NCBI's taxonomy places the organism in Eukaryota, Oomycota, Peronosporomycetes, Peronosporales, Peronosporaceae. Bases 24 to 332 code for a protein of 102 amino acids. The record is from RefSeq and is a predicted model, not a curated record.